Xenia sp. Carnegie-2017 is the source of this 1199-nucleotide messenger RNA. Its product is annotated as neuroendocrine convertase 1-like. The coding region runs from base 1 to 1167 and encodes 388 amino acids. Gene Ontology annotation, molecular function: serine-type endopeptidase activity. The transcript is spliced from 10 exons. Gene Ontology annotation, biological process: protein processing. The record is from RefSeq and is a predicted model, not a curated record. Gene Ontology annotation, cellular component: trans-Golgi network; Golgi membrane. Lineage: Eukaryota; Metazoa; Cnidaria; Anthozoa; Malacalcyonacea; Xeniidae.
AUGUACAGACAAAGUGGAAUUAUCGUCAGUUUUACGGUGCUAGCUUUUGACUACUAUAGCUUUGCUGAGAACAAGAAGGAAGCAAUUAUCUUAAAGCGAAAGUCGUUGAAUAUUCUACGAAUUUAUGAUGAUAACAACAGUGAAAUAUUGAAUCAAAAAACAGAGCAAAAAAGAAAUAAGAGAACUGUACUAUUUAAUGAUGCAAGAUGGCCACAGCAAAAAUAUCUUAGUGGAGGUAUUGUUGCUGAUCAUAGGGUGAAGGAAGUCUGUGAGAAGGGCUAUACUGGUGAUGGUGUUACUGUCGCUGUGGUUGAUGGAGGACUAAGGUAUACGCACAUGGAGUUUGCAGGACGAUAUGAUCCCUCAUUAAGUCGUGACUAUGUAAACAACAAUCUCGAACCAAACAAAACAGAUGAACAUGGUACAAACUGUGCUGAUGUUAUCGCUGGAGCUGCCAACAAUGGUAUCUGUGGUGUUGGUAUCGCUUACAAAGCCAAGAUUGCCGGAAUUCAGUUAACAUCGUCUGGUAUUCCUGAAGACUCGGUUCUUGCUCGAGCAAUGUUUCCGUUUGAUGGUCACGGAAUUGAUGUUUUUUCCUGCAGUUGGGGUCCACCUGACGUAGGCUUUAAAGUGCAGGGCCCAGGGCCUUUAACACGGCGUGCUUUCUUAAAUGGCGUAAUAAAGGGACGAAAUGGUCGCGGAUCGCUGUAUGUUUUCUCAGCUGGAAAUGGAGUUUUCUUUGGCGACAACUGUGCUUUUAAUGGUUUUGUAAACAAUAUUCACACAAUUGGUGUUGCUGCUCUGGACAAAAACGGAAAACCAAUGCUCAGUUCUGAGCCAUGUAGUGCUGUUAUGACGGCUGCUUUCGCCGAUAAUCUGGAAACUGCAUCCGCUUCAAAUGACCAAGCAUGCUCUUCAUCUUUUGGUCAAACAUCUGGUGCAGCGGCUGUGGUCUCUGGAAUAAUAGCUCUUGGUCUGCAAGCUAGAAAGUCACUUACAUGGCGUGCUGUGCAUCAUCUCAUAAGGAAAUCAAGCAAAAUGGACGUCAUUGAUAAAUCUGUUUUACCAAUUUUAAAUAAAGCUGGUUUUCAAGCUACUUCCACGAAGAUGCCAGAUGGUGGAACUUUUUCCUCACUUGAUAAAAAAGGUUGUCUGUAUAUCUUUUGAGGCACGAAUAUUAUGAUAUAAAUACUAUUCAC